AUGAGGCAGACCAUCAGGCAGAAAAGCCCAUGGCCUCCGAGAGGCAAAGCCCAGGAUGGCGUAGGAGAAGAGCUGCUGCUUCAGAGACGGGUUCCUGGCAUCACCAAGGAUGAGGCUCCCAAACACAGCCCCAGUGCCAGCUCCAGAGCCUGCCGCUCCAACUGUGGCAUCCCGGCCCCAAUGAACUUGGCGGCUGUGUCAAUGUCCCUUGAGAUGGUGCUGGUUUGGAAGCUGCGACUAGGGAUGAGUGAGGUCAGGGAACGUGGGGCUGUCAAACUGCUGAAGCGCUCGUCCGUCAGUGUCUCGGGCCGUUUCUGCACCAACACAGACAGUGUUCCGUAUGUAUUGAAGAGUUGUGCAAAAUUCAUAGAGACUCAUGGCAUUGUGGAUGGCGUCUAUCGGCUUUCAGGGGUCACGUCAAACAUACAGCGGCUAAGGCAGGAGUUUGGCUCAGAUCAAGGUCCAGAUCUGACAAGGGAAGUAUACCUCCAGGACAUCCACUGUGUGGGCUCACUCUGCAAGCUCUACUUUAGAGAGCUUCCCAACCCCCUCCUGACUUAUGAGCUCUAUGAGAAAUUCACGGAGGCAGUGUCUCAUUGUCCUGAAGAAGACCAAUUGGCUCGAAUCCAACAUGUCAUCCAGGAGCUCCCUCCAUCCCAUUAUAGGACCUUGGAAUACCUGAUCCGACACUUGGCUCACAUUGCCUCCUUCAGCAGUAAGACCAACAUGCAUGCCAGGAACCUGGCCCUGGUGUGGGCUCCAAACCUCCUCAGGUCUAAAGAAAUUGAAGCCACGGGGUGCAAUGGAGAUGCAGCCUUCCUUGCAGUCCGGGUUCAGCAAGUGGUGAUUGAGUUCAUCUUGAAUCAUGUGGAUCAAAUCUUUAGCAGCAGUGCCCACAGGUCCUUGGAGAAUGAUGGUAAAAACCUCUUCUGGCACCACCAGCCCAUCUUCCUUCUUGCCCUCAUCUUUGUGCCCAAGAAUAGUGUGGAUUUGAUUCUAGUAAGAAAGCUCUCCAGUAAAUCAAAGAAGUGGAAGUCAAUAUUUAACCUGGGACGUUCUGGAUCAGACUCCAAAUCAAAGCUGAAUAGAAAUGGGAGUGUGUUUGUGAGAGGACAGAGGCUCUCAGUGGAGAAGGCCACCAUCCGGCCGGCGAAAAGCAUGGACUCGCUGUGUUCAGUGCCUGCAGAAGGGAAAGAAACCAAAGGAAAUUUCAAUCGAGCUGUUACCACUGGUGGAUUUUUCAUUCCCGCGUCCAAAAUGCACCCGACGGGUUCCGGCAGCUCCUGCGACCUCAGCAAGCAGGAGGGUGACUGGGGCCCCGAAGGCAUGCCCGCGGGGGCCGAGGGGGGCUUCGAUGCGGGCGCGCAGGCCCGGGCCCCGCCCGAGCAGCUGAAGGUCUUCCGGCCCAGCGAGGAUGCCGAGAACGAGCAGGCGGCCCCGAAGAUGCUGGGCAUGUUCUACACGUCCAGCGACAGCCCGAGCAGAUCCGGGUUCGCCAGCAGCCUCUUCCACGUGGAGCCCUCGCCCCGCCACCAGCGCAAGGCGCUCAACAUCUCCGAGCCCUUCGCCGUGUCCGUGCCGCUGCGCGUGUCGGCGGUCAUCAGCAGCAACAGCACGCCCUGCCGCACGACCCCCAAGGAGCUGCCCUCGCUCUCCAGCCUGGAGGAGCUUGCUUUCCAGGGCUCUGAGGAGAAGCUCCCAGGAGCGGAGGCGUCUACAGCUUCUGCACCUAAGAAGGCAGCUCCCGAGGAUGCCAAGCCGGCUCCGGAAGCAGUGGGAGCCAUGGAGUGCAGCAAAAGCCUCUCCCAGGAGCCAGGCCUCCAGCUGGAGGAGAAGAGCCCCUCAGAAAUUCCCCCAGGUGCUGAGCAUUCCAGUGAAUUCCAGAAGAGGCUGGAUCCUGAGGAGGUGGUGGAGGCAGUUCGAGAGGCUGGCCACAGGGAGCCUCGUGCUCUGCAGGAGAGCCCCCGGCUCACGGCUGAGGCUGCAUUUCUCCAGGAGAUGGAUGAAGAUGAUCAAGCCAAUGCCCUCAUCUGGCCGGAGAUUCAACAAGAGCUGAAAAUCAUUGAAUCUGAGGAGGAGCUCUCUUCGCCGCCUCCACCAAGGUCACUUCCAAAGAACAGCCCAACCCUGCCUAUCCCUGAGUCAAGUCCAGAGCCCUCGGCUUCCCCAGAGGCUCCUCGGAGCUCCGCCCCAGUCCCCGCCCCCCUGGAAGAGCGAGCCAAUCCUAGCACGCUGGCGGCUUCAUCUGCAGCCCGUGGGGAGGAGCCUGUGCCAACCAGCAGCCUCCGUGGGAGCCAGCGCCCUGACCCCGCCAGCCCGUGUCCCCUGCAGAUAGUGGCCUUGGACGAGGGGAGCGCCCCCGGGAAGCCGCCGUCUCUGCCGCUCCAGCCUGCUCCUCCCCCUCCAACUUCCCUCGAGGAGGCCCCUGGACCCUUGCCGACCAAGGGCAGCCCUGAAAGAGCUGACCCAGCCAGAGAUUUGAGGACAAAUCCCUGUGGAGACCAAUUGACGUCCCAAGGCGAUUUUCGUCCGGGAGAGGCGUCUAACCCUGGACCGGGGGGAAAGCCGAACCCGCAGACUGCUGCCCUGCAGGUCAAGGACCCUGGUGUUGCAAGCCCACUAUGGGAGGUCGAGAUCCCCCCGCUCGGAGAGGGGGAAGUAGCCAAUUCUACACAGGAGCCCUCAGACUGUGAUGAAGAUGACGCCGCGACAGCCGUUGCCCCGCAUGGCCUGGAGAUGGUGGAGCCCUGGGAGGAGCCCCAGUGGGUGACGAGUCCCCUCCACUCCCCCACCCUCAAGGAUGUACAAGGGACCCAGGGGCAGGGCCUCCAGGGUCUCCGGUUGGAGAAGCGACUUUCCCACAGGCCCAGCCUCCGCCAGAGCCAUUCGCUUGACAGCAAGACGACCACCAAUCGGAGCUCGUGGACGCUCGAUGGCCUCUCCAGCAGCUGUGCUAACCUCGACUCCGAGAAGAGUUGCGACCCUCUGCCACCGCCGACCUCCAGGAGAGGGAUGCUGUUGGCAGGCUGGGAAGAGAAAGCCCCAAGGUCAUUUAGAGAGUUCUCUGGCCUGCAGGAGACAGAGGCCCUUCCCAGCCAGAAGGGACAGGGCGACAUGCAGCCCAAACCAACAGAAACGAGCCCUGUAAAUCUCGCAGAGGGAAAGGAGAUGGCGGCUGAGGUGGGUCACGACCAGCUGCAGUCUGAGCGAGGAGGCAGCGUUCCUGGGGGAGAGAGCACUGAGCAUGGCUCGCCCGGCCACGUGCAGGACAGUGCCUCGCCCAGAGAACACCCCCGGAAGGCACAGCCGAAGGGCACCGAGUGUGGGCCCCCCAAAGGGAAACAUAGGCCUUCUUCCCUCAACUUGGACGCUUCGGUUCCUAUCACUGACCUCUUCCGGUUUGAGAAUGCAGCCUCAUUUGGUUCUCCUGGAAUGCAGUUCUCUGAGCCCGGAGACUCAAAGGCCCCACAGAUGACCUCAUCCCACUCGAAUGCAGACCCAUGGAUGGUCCACUCCCAAGAUGCCCAAGAUCUGGACAUUGUUGCUCACACCCUCAUGGGUCGCCGCAACUCGGCUCCUGUGAGUGUAUCAGCUGUGAGAACCUCCUUCAUGGUCAAAAUGUGCCAGGCCAGGGCAGUCCCCGUCAUCCCACCCAAGGUUCAGUACACACAGAUUCCACAGCCGCUGCCCGCGCAGGGCUCAGGGGAGGGAGCAGCUCAGCCCCGGGAGAAGAGCCCAGAGGAGCCUAGCUCAGUGGGUGGGACCUCUCAGAAAUCUGCCAAAGAUGAUUCUCCCCUCUCCUCUGCAAGUCCGACGGGAGAGAAACCAAAGCAAGACGUAGGAGACAUCGAGUUGUCACAAGUGGGUGCUACUACUGCAUCCGGCCUGGGUGAAGGACCCACCCUUUCUCCAGAAGCAGGCUCAUCUAACAGCCUCUCCACCCAGGACGCGGUAGUGCAGUGCAGAAAGCGAACAUCAGAGACCGAGCCACCUGGGGACAAUCUCCUCUCUUCAAAAAUAGAGCGACCAUCCGGGGGUUCUAAGCCUUUCCACAGGGCACGGCCUGGAAGACCCCAGAGCCUGAUCUUAUUCAGUCCUCCCUUCCCUAUUAUGGACCACCCUCCUCCCUCAUCAGCAGGGACCGAUUCCAGGGUCUUGCUGUCCCCUAUCAGAAGUCCCAUCCAGGCCGUUUCCCCCGGCCUCCUUUGUGGGGAGUUGGCAGAAAACACAUGGGUGACACCAGAAGGGGUGACACUUAGGAAUAAAAUGACCAUACCUAAGAAUGGCCAGAGACUAGAGACUUCCACCAGCUGUUUUUACCAGCCCCAGCGGAGAUCGGUGAUUCUGGACGGAAGAAGUGGGAGACAGAUCGAAUGACAUCCGCUUAAGGGCCAGUGUCAGGACAAUGCCAUGAUUCUUCUGGAAGUUACUGCCGGGCCAGCAUGCUGUCGUCCAGGCACAGGUUAUCCGGGUUGGAGAUCAUUUUCACCUCGAGUUUCUCUUCCUUUCCUUCUUUUGGCCAUUUUAUUAAUGACAGUUCAUUUUCCAGGAAAGCCAUCAGGGGACGGACCAAGAGAUGAGAUUCAGAUAAGUCCAUAAGAGGAAGGCGCGGGGUGGGAAAUCACACAAGAAGAGGUUGAAAUGCUUGUCUCCGGUGACUUUUGGAGCUUGUCUGUGACGGUGGUACUGCCGCGAGCUGGUGGUGGUGCUGUCCUGUGAGAGAGACAAGAAAUCCUUAGCUGGAGUUGGAAAGGUUGCUGCUGGGGUGUCGAGGUCUCCUCUGUAGUUCAUGCUUUCUAAUGCUCCUUAAAGCCUGGGUUCUUUCAGACCAGCUUUCUAACAAGCUUUUAGAAGUGUACUCUCCAGAAUAGAAGCAGAGUGGAAAUGCGAACUAACCUGCAUUUAGAUACCCAAGUGGCUGAAUGGACCCCUGCUGGUUCCCUGGCAUUUCUGCACACCUGGCCCAAGAUGGCUCCAGAUGCCAGCAUCGAAACUCAGAAAAGUCUAUGUUCAAGAGCCAACUAACUGAGAGACUGGCACAAUCCCAGAGGACUCUUAGCUUUCAUCACUGUGUGACCGUCACUGUACUGACCUCAGAUUUGUACAUCCAUUUAGCUGGGCAGGGUGGGGAUGGAGCUGAAGGUGACAUCCAGGGACUGUGCUGGCUUUUCAAGCAGUGUGCAAAAGCCAAGUGACGUGAUCUGCUUCCUUUCCAACACUGAGAGUCCAAAAACAGGAUCAUUAGAGAAAGAAAGCCCCACACAUAAGCAAAACUGCGCUCCACACUGCAUGUGUUUUCAACAGUGGUGCCUUAACAGAAACCACCUCGCCUGGCUCAGCCUGGCUCUAGGUGUGCACCAGGAAUACCAGAGAGGAGG
Molecule: messenger RNA, 5378 nt
Organism: Echinops telfairi (small Madagascar hedgehog)
Lineage: Eukaryota; Metazoa; Chordata; Mammalia; Afrosoricida; Tenrecidae
Gene: ARHGAP31
Product: Rho GTPase activating protein 31
Exons: 11
Coding region: 1-4377 (1458 amino acids)
Biological process (GO): small GTPase-mediated signal transduction
Molecular function (GO): GTPase activator activity
Source: RefSeq, a predicted model, not a curated record